Molecule: messenger RNA, 645 nt
Organism: Daktulosphaira vitifoliae (grape phylloxera)
Lineage: Eukaryota; Metazoa; Arthropoda; Insecta; Hemiptera; Phylloxeridae
Product: zinc finger BED domain-containing protein 5-like
Exons: 1
Coding region: 105-611 (168 amino acids)
Source: RefSeq, a predicted model, not a curated record
CUUUGACAAUUUUUGAUGCGAGCUCCAGAGUAUGUGCAUUGAAAAGAAAAAUUGAUUAUUGGUCAGAGUGCAUAUUUAAAAGAGAGCUGGAGUGUUUUCCAAUAAUGCAGGCCUUUUUGGAAGAAAACGAAUUGCAAACUCCCAUUAGCAUUAUUAACGAGAUUUCUGAACAUCUCAAACAACUGAAAAAUUCAUUUAAUAAAUAUUUUCCUACAGAUCGAAAGGUGUUUUUAAAAGACCGUGAAUGGGUAGUUAAUCCAUUUUCAGUCUGUGGAAAACCCUCAAGCUUGUCUUCAAUCGAAUAUGAGAGUUUGAUCGAUAUUACUUCAGAUUCAACAUUUCAAUCCACCUUCAGUAGCAAUUCUUAUGUUGAAUUUUGGCUAAAUUUGAAAAAUACAAGUUUUGAUAAUUUGAGUCAAAAAGCAAUGACAAUACUCCUACCUUUUGCUACCACAUAUUUAUGUGAGACAGGAUUUUCAGCCUAUGCGGCUACUAAAACCAAAUACCGGAACCGUCUUAAUGUAGAACCUGACCUUCGUAUCCAACUGUCAAAAAUUGAACCAGAUAUUGCCAAACUUUCAAAAAAUAAGCAGCCACAAAACUCUCAUUAAUUUUUAACUUUUAAAGCAGUAUUUUUUUUCUUUA